Messenger RNA from Panicum virgatum (switchgrass), 750 nucleotides. Its product is annotated as plasminogen-binding group A streptococcal M-like protein PAM. Lineage: Eukaryota; Viridiplantae; Streptophyta; Magnoliopsida; Poales; Poaceae. The record is from RefSeq and is a predicted model, not a curated record. The coding region runs from base 1 to 750 and encodes 249 amino acids. The transcript has 2 exons.
AUGGAAGGCAACGAUGCAGACGAGCCCCUGAGCACAACUGCCAGUGUCCUCAAGGAGCUGUCGGGGACCAGGCAGGAGGUGGAGCGCGCCCGCGAGGCCGCGGUGCAGGCGUGGCUCGCGUCCCUGCCGCUCGCCGAGGAGCUCGAGCGGCUCCGCGCCGAGCUGGCCGCGGCCAAGAGCCGCCUCGCCGCGACGGCGUCCGAGAUACCGCCGCUCAAGUCGCUGAUCGAGUCCACGAACGCUGCAGUUGCCGAGAGGCAGGCGGAGGCGGCGAAGAAGCAGGCCGCUGAGGAGGAUCUCCGGCGGCGCGUCGACGGUGCACGAGCCGAGCUCCGGCGGCUGCGGGCGGAGAUCGCCGCGUCGAGGGACGCCAAGGACUCGCUGGAGCAGCGGGUGCUCAUCCGGCGCCAGGCCGCGCGCGCGCUGCAGCUGGCCGAGCGCGCCAUCGCGGCGGAGACCCACGCGCUGGCGCGCGUGGAGGUCGAGGAGCGGAAGGCCGCCGCGCGCGUCGAUGAGGCCGAGGCCCUGCGGCGCGCGGCGAAGGCGCGCAGGGCGGCCUCCGUGGCGAGGCUGGACGCCGCGCGCGCCAAGAGGCGGGAAGCCGCCGCCGCCGAGGUUCGCCGCCUUGACGGUGCCGACAACGACGGCAAGCGGGCGAGGAGCGCACCGCCGGCGAGGAGCCGCAGCCGGAGGUCUUGCUUCUCGGUGAAGAAGCUACGCAGAUGCUUGUGCGCCACGGCCAAAGCUUGA